GCGCAGAAGCGGGGGCACAGAGCGGGCGCGGCUUUCGGGGCAGAUUGGUGCGGGACUCGGGCGGCUGAGGGAGGCUCGACCGGACGGAGGCACCACAAGCCGGGCGUGCCAAGGCCAGGGAGGAGCCGGAGGGAGGCACCGCCGGGCCCGGCCAUGGCUCGGUCCGAUGACACGCUCGAGAUGCCAGCGCUGGGCCGCCCCUUCCAGCUGGGGAUGCUGUACGACUGCCGCAAGGACGCCCUCAUCCCAGGGAUCACCCUUUGGGACCUGCAGGCACUGCAGAAGGACCUGAGCAUCCGGCCGCAGCCCAAGACUGAGUCGGAGGUCAUCGCCUCGGACUCCAUCGAUGACAAGGCCUCCGCCCUCGGCGUCUCCGCGUCGCUCAAGGCCAGCUUCCUGGGGGGCCUGGUCGAGGUGGGGGGGUCCGCCAAGUACCUGCAUGACUCCAAGACGUCCCGGCAGCAGGCCAGGGCCACCCUGCAGUACAGAGCGACCACCCGGUACGAGCAGCUGACCAUGAGCCACCUGGGCGUCCAGAACGUCUCCUACCCGGCCGUCUUUGAGCACGGCACGGCCACCCACGUCGUCACCGCCGUCCUGUACGGCGCCCAGGCCUUCUUCGUGUUCGAUCGAGAAGCCUCUUCUUCUGAGACAGUGCAAGAUCUGCAAGGAGGCCUCCAGGUUAUGAUUGGAAAGUUCAUAUCUAUCAAGGGGGAAGCAGAAAUUGAGAUGAAUGAGAAGGAAAAAUCCUAUACUGAGAACUUCAAGUGCAAGUUCCAUGGAGAUUUUUCUCUGGACAAAAAUCCAGUGAGUUUCGAGGAUGCCAUUCGAGUGUAUGCCAGCCUGCCCAAAAUGUUAGGGGAUGAUGGGAAGAGGGCUGUGCCCGUGCGGGUCUGGCUGUACCCGCUGACCAAGCUGGACUCCAGAGCGGCCAAGUUGGUGCGCGACAUCAGCCUCUCCCUGAUCUUUGAUGCCCAAGCAUUGAUGGAGCAGCUGAACGAGGUCAAGAUGAGAUGCAACGACCUGGCAAGGAGCCCCGUGACCGACGCCUUCCCAGAAGUCAAGAGGAAAAUCAAGCAGUUUGAGGAUCUGUGCAAGCAGCACCGGCAGACCUUCCAGAAGCAGCUGGCAAGCGUCUUGCCUUCCAUCCGAGGAGGCGGGAAAGAGGAAGGGGCCCUGGCAGACAUCCUGGCCUCCAUUGGCCACUCCCCUUUCAACAGCCAACGACUCGGGGAGUUUCUGGACGCCAAGGAGCGAGAGAUCAGUUUCGUGAAGUCAUACCUCGCGAUCCUCAGUGGGGUGGAGGUCAUCUCCUCCCGGAACAAGCUGGAAGAGGUAGUGCUGGACCCCCAGAACGAGUUUGUCAUCUCCUUUACCUUCACUUCCCUGCAUGACGAGGAGCCGUUUCUGUCCCAACUGCAGCGCUGGCUCCAAAGGGCGUUUCAGCAGCCGGGGGACGAUCCGGGAGCCGGCGCGGCUGCCCCAGGGGCGGGCAAGGCCUGGUUUGAGCACAAAGAGAAAGUGCAAAAGGCUCGGAAAGCUGCCAAAUCCAUUUCAGACUUUGCCCGUGUGAACAGCGCCAGUGGGACGACUCGCUUUGUCGUGGCCUCCGUCCCUGACGGGGAGCACCCCGGAGCUUCCAUCUACCUGUAUGAAGAGGGGGAGCUCAUCAGCAGCUGCCUUGAGCUGCCCCCCAAGCCUCUCCCUCCCCUCCUCGGGGCGGUCGGGCACGAGAGCGUGCAGCUGACCUUCCAGCCGGCCGCGUACGGGAGGGCUUCCAUCUCCGGCUACCGGGUAGAGUACAAGGUCACGGGAGAAGAAGGCUGGGGGGCUGCGAGCACGGAGGACGGACGGGAGACAUUCCUCCUGGAAGGCCUGAGCCCGAACACAGAGUACCAGCUCCGAUACGCCGCCAGGAGCAAGCCGGGCCUCAGCGUGAGCAGCGACCCGAGUGCACCGGUGAGGACGCUUCCCACCAGCCCUCCCGGGAAGCCCAGAGAGGUCACCGCAGAGCCGUCCCUCAUCUCCGUGGCCUGGGAGAGUCCCAGCGCCGUCGGCGUGGGGGCCGUUAUACAGGAGUACAAAGUGGAGUACAGGGAGGGGGCUGGGGAGAAGAGUCGCGAGGCCAAAGGGGGGUGGAAGGAGAAGAGGACGGCAGGGAAGACGGAAGUCUGUGAAAUUGGCCAGCUGAAGCCGCAGACACGCUACAGGGUCCGGGUGUCGGCCGUGUGUGCCGACGGGGCUCAGAGUGCUCCCAGCGAAGAGGUGGAGGUGCUCACAUCCCCGGAAGAAGGAAGGGAGUCCAGACUGGCCCGCGCAUUCCUCCCGAAGAGCACCCUGCUGGAGAAGGGGCCGCCCUCCGUGUACGCCCUUCCUCUGCAGAAGGCCACGGCCGGUGCCACCAGGUCCUGUGUGACGUACCAGCUGGGUGAAGCGAGCUCGCAGGUCCCCAACAAGGUGAUCAUGGUGAUGGGGGCCACGGGGUCAGGGAAGACCACCCUCAUCAACGGCAUGGUCAACUACAUCCUGGGCGUGCAGUGGGGAGACGACUUCCGGUUCAAGCUGAUCCACGAAGAGACCCACAGAAGCCAAGCCGAGAGCCAGACCUCGGAAGUGACGGCCUACGUGCUGAACCACCAGAGGGGCUUCCAGGUCCCCUAUUCCCUCACCGUCAUCGACACGCCGGGGUUUGGGGACACGAGAGGAAUCGCGCAUGACAAAUUGAUCACGGAGCAGAUCCAGGAGUUCUUCUCCACCCCGGGGGGAGCAGAUCACAUAGACGCCAUCUGCAUCGUGGUCCAGGCUUCCUUUGCCCGUUUGACUCAUGCCCAGAAAUACGUGUUCGACUCGGUGCUCUCCAUUUUCGGGAAAGAUAUCAAGGACAACAUUCAAGUCCUCAUCACGUUUGCAGAUGGGCAGACCCCUCCUGUCCUGGAGGCCAUCAAGAAGGCCGAUGUGCCGUGCGCCAAAGAUGCCAGAGGAGUCCCCAUUCACUUCAAGUUCAAUAAUUCGGCCCUGUUUGCCCACGGCCGCAGCGCAAGUGGGAACAGCUUUAAUUUUGACGAAAUGUUCUGGAAGAUGGGCACUAUGAGCAUGAAGACCUUCUUCGACUCAUCGGCCAGGCUGGAAAUGAGAAGCCUGACCUUGACGAAGGAAGUGCUCCGGGAACGGAAAGAGCUCGAAAUCGCCGUGGAGGGGCUGCAGCCCCAGAUCCAGGCCGGCCUGGUGAAGCUGGAGGAGCUGCGGAAGACGCAGAAUGCCCUGGAGCAGCACAAGGGAGACAUGGAGGCCACCCAGGACUUUGAGUACGAGGUGGAAAAGACUGUUCCGCACAAGCAGGACAUCUCUGGGAGUGGGAACUACAUCACGAAUUGCAUGCAGUGCUACUUCACCUGCCACUAUCCCUGCGGGAUCCCGAGGGAUGAGGACAAGGCUGGGUGUGCCGCCAUCAGCCAGAGUACCGGGAGGUGCAACGUCUGUCCCGGCCAGUGCCCGUGGAACGUGCACUUCAACCAGAAAUACCGGUUUGAGUAUAUAACGGUGAAGGAGAAAAAGAACUUUGAGGACCUGAAGAAGAAGUACGAGCAGGCCUCCGGCGAGGUGAUGAAUGCGGAGAGGAUGCUGGAGCAUCUUCACGAGGAGUAUGACGUGGUGAAGCACACGCUGGAGCGCCUCAUCCAGAAGACCGUGCAGAGCCUCCGGCGCCUGCAGGCCAUCGCGCUGAAGCCCAACCCGCUCUCCACGCCCGAGUACAUCGACCUGCUCAUCAUGUCCGAGGAGCAGGAGCUGAAGCCCGGCUACCAGGAAAGGAUCCGCUCGCUGAGGGACGUGCGGAAAGUGGCUGAGCUCAUCCAGAAGAUCGCCAAGAAGGAGACCCUGCUGCCCGGAGAGCAGGACCUGUACCAGAAGCUGAGGCAAAAAGAGUCUUCCUCCCUGGGCCAGAAACUUAAGAAGGGGAUGGCGGCCAUUGCCAGCUGGUGGUGAUGAAGCUGCGCGCCGGCCCGUUUUGCGGCGG
This is a messenger RNA of Varanus komodoensis (Komodo dragon), 4015 nucleotides long. RefSeq lists its product as uncharacterized. The transcript is spliced from 3 exons. The record is from RefSeq and is a predicted model, not a curated record. Lineage: Eukaryota; Metazoa; Chordata; Lepidosauria; Squamata; Varanidae. Bases 154 to 3984 code for a protein of 1276 amino acids. Gene Ontology annotation, molecular function: GTP binding; protein binding.